AUGGCUCUGGUGGGAGAAGCAGUUGGUGAUGAAUACACGCAGGAUGGGACAGUGAACCUGAAAGGGAAACCAGUCCGUAGAUCCAAGAGUGGCGGAUGGACUGCUUGCUGGUUUAUUGUUGUGUACGAAGUGUUUGAACGCAUGGCGUAUUAUGGAAUAUCCUCCAAUCUGAUUUUGUAUUUAACAAAGAAGCUCCAUGAGGGCACCGUCUCCGCUGCUAACAAUGUCACCAAUUGGGUUGGAACCAUUUGGUUGACUCCAAUCUUGGGUGCCUACGUGGCUGAUGCUCAUCUUGGCCGUUACUGGACCUUUAUCAUUGCCUGCAUCAUUUAUUUCUUAGGAAUGUCACUGAUCACAUUGGCCGUUUCACUCCCUAGCUUAAAACCGCCUGGCUGCUCAAAGACAGAUAUCGAGAACUGUAAGAAGGCCUCGACAUUACAACUAGCCGUAUUUUAUGGUGCACUCUAUACCUUAGCUGUCGGAACAGGUGGAACCAAGCCAAACAUCUCCACCAUGGGGGCAGACCAAUUUGACGAUUUUGACCCCAAAGAGAAGGCUCACAAGCUGUCCUUCUUCAAUUGGUGGUAUUUCAGCGUCUUCAUCGGGACACUCUUUGCCAAUACAUUUCUUGUUUGGGUACAAGACAAUGUAGGAUGGACUUUAGGAUAUGCUCUUCCCACUCUUGGACUUGUAAUAUCCAUUUCCAUCUUCUUGGCAGGCACACCCUUCUAUAGACACAAAGUGCCCGCAGGCAGCCCCUUCACGAGGAUGGCAAAGGUCAUUGUGGCUGCUAUAAGGAAAUGGAGGGUGCGUAUCCCUAAUAAUCCCAAAGAGCUCUAUGAGCUUGACUUGGAAGAGUAUGCAAAGAAAGGAAAGUUCAGAAUUGAUUCCACACCCACCUUGAAGUUCCUUACCAAAGCAUCUGUGAAAACAGGCUCGACUAAUCCAUGGAUGUUGUGCUCAGUUACACAAGUAGAGGAGACAAAACAAAUGUUACGAGUGAUCCCAAUCUGGGUUUCCAUGUUUGUACCAAGCGCAAUGAUCGCCCAGACCAAUACUCUCUUCGUCAAGCAAGACUUCGUCGAGAAGUUUGACGACAUCUCGCCAGAGGAGCCGGUCGAGGAUAAAUCCAGGUACCUGAGACUCCACAACACGUCGUCAGGGACUUUCCCAGAUCGAGAGGAGGUUGUGAGUGAAGUUGAGGACUUGGAGAUUGGUGAGGUUGAAAAUGGAGGGGAUUGUACUUUGUGGGUUGUUGAAUCUCUGGUUAUUCAGGUGGAUUUUGAGUGGUUUUGUUUCGUUUAUGAUGUUUUUCUUAUUAGAGUUACUUCGUAA
Messenger RNA from Corylus avellana, 1335 nucleotides. Its product is annotated as protein NRT1/ PTR FAMILY 5.2-like. Gene Ontology annotation, molecular function: tripeptide transmembrane transporter activity; dipeptide transmembrane transporter activity. Gene Ontology annotation, cellular component: membrane. NCBI's taxonomy places the organism in Eukaryota, Viridiplantae, Streptophyta, Magnoliopsida, Fagales, Betulaceae. The record is from RefSeq and is a predicted model, not a curated record. Gene Ontology annotation, biological process: transmembrane transport; dipeptide transport.